Rhagoletis pomonella (apple maggot) is the source of this 580-nucleotide messenger RNA. Its product is annotated as 14-3-3 protein zeta-like. NCBI's taxonomy places the organism in Eukaryota, Metazoa, Arthropoda, Insecta, Diptera, Tephritidae. Bases 233 to 565 code for a protein of 110 amino acids. The transcript has 4 exons. The record is from RefSeq and is a predicted model, not a curated record. Gene Ontology annotation, cellular component: cytoplasm. Gene Ontology annotation, biological process: signal transduction.
AUUUGUUGGACGUUGAAUUUUUUAUAUUAGGAAUACCUAAAGUAUCGGAGAAUAGUUGCGAUUGCAACACCCGUAGCGAACUCAGUUUGUUAAGAUAGUCACACUGUGAGCGGCGCAUUCAGUUUUAGAAACCCUGCGUUGUAAUCUCUCUUGGCGGUUUGAUAGGAAAACCCAGCUUCAGUUUUUUUCUUUAAGCUCAGCGUAAGCAGCAAGCAAAACAAAACACAUCAAAAUGUCUACAGUCGACAAAGAGGAAUUGGUCCAAAAGGCAAAGUUGGCCGAACAAUCUGAAAGAUACGAUGAUAUGGCUCAGGCUAUGAAAUCAGUCACAGAAACCGGUGUUGAACUGUCAAAUGAGGAAAGAAAUUUACUCUCCGUUGCAUACAAAAAUGUUGUUGGUGCCCGCCGAUCAUCGUGGAGAGUAAUUUCAUCAAUCGAGCAAAAAACUGAAUCCUCCGCCAGAAAACAACAGCUCGCCCGCGAGUACAGAGAACGCGUGGAGAAGGAACUUAGGGAAAUUUGUUACGAAGUUUUGGUAAGUUUUUUUUCCGUGUGCAGUUUUUAGAUACUGUUUUCAUGU